Molecule: messenger RNA, 1349 nt
Organism: Sus scrofa (pig)
Lineage: Eukaryota; Metazoa; Chordata; Mammalia; Artiodactyla; Suidae
Source: RefSeq, a predicted model, not a curated record
AGGAGGCGGGGCUUACUUGCGGGGCGGUCCCGGCCUCGGGUGGGCGAGACUGGAGGCGAAUUGAGAGAUUUCCGCUUCCGCCAAGAGUCGGAAGUCACUGUCUCCCGGGUGAACGAGGCGGUCGCGAAGAGGGGCUGCGAGUGGGAUUCUGUUACAGGUGGUACCCAGGCCGUGCUUUGGUGAGAAAAUUCAACAGAACACUAUUCCCACAGGUUUGCCCUCCUGCAGACAUGGGACGCAGAAAGUCAAAACGGAAGCCACCCCCCAAGAAGAAGAUGACAGGCACCCUAGAGACUCAGUUCACCUGCCCCUUCUGCAACCACGAGAAGUCUUGUGACGUGAAAAUGGACCGGGCCCGUAAUACCGGAGUCAUCUCUUGUACGGUGUGCCUAGAGGAAUUCCAGACGCCCAUCACUUAUCUGUCAGAACCAGUGGACGUGUACAGCGAUUGGAUAGACGCCUGUGAGGCAGCCAAUCAGUAGCAACACAGAGGACCCACCCCCUUGGCAGCCUCGCCUGCUGGCCACCCUGUGAGGAAGAUGCUCACAGAUGAGGAAACAGGCCAGAGGCAAGAAGUCACCAGCCCAGGGUCCCACAGCCAGAAGACUGCACAGCUGGGCCUUGAACCCAGAGGGCAGCUGUGAGGGUGGGGAGCACUGGAAAAGAGUAAGGGACCUUUGUCCCAGGGUGGUGUGUCUGGAGGUGGGGUCGGAUGCACCUGUAUGGUGAUCAUGGUGCUCCAGAGGACCUCUUGUCAUUUAUAAAGAGCCCCUUAUGAUCACUCCGGAGAUUAUGGCUAAGGAGACAGAUUAGCAUGGGGCCCUAGGUAGCCUCAGGAUGGGGCCAGUCACUAGGAAGGGAUUACUUCCUGAGUGAACUCUCAGCCACACCUGCCAGCUUUGGGAAGGGGAAAGGGGCCUACAGAUUAAGCACUAUGAAAACAAGAUUUGGAGUUCCCGUGGCAUGGUUCCGACUAGGAACCAUGAGGUUGCAGGUUCGUUCCCUGGCCUUGUUCAGUGGGUUAAGGAUCCAGCAUUGCCAUGAGCUGUGGUGUAGGUCACAGACAUGGCUUGGAUCCUGCGUUGCUGUGGCUCUGUGUUGCUGUGGCUCUGGUGUAGACCGGUGGCUACAGCUCCCAUUAGACUCCUAGCCUGGGAACCUACAUAUGCCGUUGGAGCGGCCCAAGAAAUGGCAAAAAAAAAAAAAAAAAAGAAAGAAAACAAUAUUUGAUGAGCUCCCACCUAUUGAUGAAGAAGUGCCACUCCCCUCCCCCAUACCUUGCCCUGGGCAUCUUCCCCCUGGCUCUUCCUGAGUUAUAUCCUUUUAUAAUAAACCUAUCAUCUGAUAAA